UGCAGAGUCAAAUUUAGAUCUUUAUUAAUUGGAGAGAAAAGAGUUAUAUAAUGAGAAAACAUAAUAUUUCAAUACAGAGCAUUGGAGAAAAUGUAUCAUGUAGGCAGUGAGGCAAUCAACUAUUAACCAUGCAUACUAGAAUGAACAGAGAGGAGAUUCAUGUAUUACAAGACAUAUACAGUAUAUCUGCUCUCUCUCCGGAUAGCUAGGAAGUCGACCCAUAUAUGACGUACCAUUCAACCAUUGGGCGGCGGAAGAGGGGGUGGGGUGGGCGGCUGGACGGAAACGUUAAGCUUGAGGCCCAACGAACAGUAGUUCAAGAGGCUGCAAAGGUAGUAGAAGACACCCGAUUCCCUGAGAGGGAUGAUGAGCGGUGGAGCGUGGUCAGUGAAGGCCUGAAACGGCUGAUUGGCGGUGCAGGCAUCGUACUCCCUUUUGGAGACUUGGAUGAGGUUGUAGAAGACGGGGUCAAAGUCAAACAGAAGGGUAUCUCCCGGCCGGAAGGAGCGGGAGGAAGACCAGUUGCCGUAGAAGUGGUCGUGGGGAGGGAUGGUCCACCCCCACUCCUCUCCCCCCACCCUGUGUUCCACCACCCCACAUGCUCUUGGGUCCAUCCAACAAGCGGCAAUCAGCACCACCAUCACCACUUUGCACGCCUGCUUUCCCAUUAACCAGUUCCUGUUUUUACUUGAUGAUGAUGGUGUCAUGAUGAGGGAAUUAAUUACAAGUAGGAAGGAAAGGGGCAGUUUGAUCGAAAUAGAGUAACGUCUGUGCAGUUGAAACUUGCAUCAAGUACGACGAAUGGAAUAAUUAACCACACGUAGGUAUCUAUGCAUGUAACGAGUUCGUAUAUGAUACACCCGGCUGUACGGGUGGGAACCGUACAGCCAGGUAUUUUUGUGAUUUUGUUAAACUUCCAGCCCAAUUUAACUAUACUCCUCAUCCG
Cuscuta epithymum is the source of this 946-nucleotide messenger RNA. The record is from the annotation of a GenBank genome assembly. Lineage: Eukaryota; Viridiplantae; Streptophyta; Magnoliopsida; Solanales; Convolvulaceae.